Molecule: messenger RNA, 2550 nt
Organism: Drosophila hydei
Lineage: Eukaryota; Metazoa; Arthropoda; Insecta; Diptera; Drosophilidae
Gene: Caf1-105
Product: chromatin assembly factor 1 subunit B
Exons: 2
Coding region: 98-2392 (764 amino acids)
Biological process (GO): nucleosome assembly; DNA replication-dependent chromatin assembly
Cellular component (GO): nucleus; CAF-1 complex
Molecular function (GO): protein binding
Source: RefSeq, a predicted model, not a curated record
CUGUUGUUGCACAUCGCUGUCUGAGUUUUGAGCGGGAAGAGUCUAGCAUUCGCCGCGAUAAAAUUAAACCUAAGUAAGUUUAUUAAUUAAAAUAAUUAUGAAGUGCAAAAUACCCGAAAUUUCUUGGCACAAUCGGGACCCGGUGCUGAGUGUAGAUAUACAAUCAAAUAGUCAGGGAUUAACAGCACCCGCAACUUGCCGUCUCGCCUCGGGCGGCACCGACGCUCACGUCCUCAUUUGGUACGUAAAUCAAAUUAAGGAGGGCGAGGCCGAGAGCGUUGAACUGGAAUUGGCAGCGGACUUGGCGAGGCAUCAGCGUGCAGUUAACGCAGUGCGCUGGUCACCCAAUGGCGAACUGCUCGCAUCUGGCGACGAUGAAAGUGUUGUCUUCAUUUGGAAACAAAAAGCAGAGCACGAAGUAGUUAACAUUGUGGAUGCGGAUGGCAAUUGUGAACAGGAUCGUGAAGUUUGGCUGACUUUGAAGGUGUUGCGUGGCCAUCGGGAGGAUGUCUACGAUCUGAGCUGGGCGCCCAAUUCGAUGUUUCUGAUCACCGGCUCAGUGGAUAACACGGCUAUGUUAUGGGAUGUGCACAAGGGCAAGUCCCUGGCCAUAUUGGACGAUCACAAGGGUUAUGUGCAAGGCGUGGCAUGGGACCCAUGCAAUCAGUUUAUAGCUACGAUGAGCACCGACAGGCAUUUGCGGGUUUUCGACGCUAACACGAAACGCGUUUUGCAUCGCGUAAACAAGUCUACGCUGCCCGUUAAGGAGGGGCAUGAGCUACAUGGCCGUAGUAUACGCUUAUAUCAUGAUGGCACACUGCAAACCUUUUUUAGACGCCUCUGCUUUACACCCGACGGCAAGCUGCUGUUCACGCCUGCAGGCGUGACCGACUACGAUGGGGUGUUAAAGCCAACGCAUACAACAUAUGGCUACAGUCGCUACGAUCUGAGUAAGCCGGCUUUCGUGCUGCCCUUUCCCAAUGAAUACACCGUUGCUGUGCGCUGCUCACCUGUGUUGUACCGUCUGCGACCGUACGAUGCGGAAAAGAAUCCACCGAUGAUAACACUGCCAUAUCGUAUGAUCUAUGCGGUGGCCACCAAGAACUCUGUGUUCUUCUACGACACACAGCAGGCGGUGCCUUUUGCCAUCGUCUCGAAUAUUCAUUACACACGAUUGACUGAUCUAACCUGGUCGAAUGAUGGCAAUAUCUUGAUUGUAUCCAGCACCGAUGGAUUUUGCUCCGUGCUGACCUUCAGCGAUAAGGAACUGGGUGAACGAUAUGAAGACAUGGAUGCAGUGCUGUGCGCUGCAGCCAAAUCAUCGGAGAAUUUGCCCCAGCGGAAUCGUAAGAUCAAAAGGCAAAAGCUGCGCAAAAACUCAUUGGAUGAAUCGUCUAAGCGGAAACCGUUGCAAGACAAAACGAAAGCAAAUAAUAUUGCAGCCAAGCCCAGCGUGGGUAAAGCAAAUGAGUGCAAUGAGAGUGCAGAGACUGACUUGGAAGUAGACAAUGAUUCGUCCAUGCAGAGCAGCGGCUCGGCCAACGUAGCGAUCAGUCCCAAGCCUGUAGUCAAGGCAGAUGCGAAGCCAACGCCUAUUGCUUUCAGGCGUUCGCCACGCAAGACGACGGAGCCCCAACCAAUUGCAAUUCGUCGAAAAGUCAAAGAAGCCACGCCCACUGCAGCACCCAUCGAGAUUGCUGUGAAGCGGAAAGCCACUGAUGAUGCUGAGCCUUUGCCGAACAAGCCCAAGCAGCCAAUUGUUGUGCUAGGGAAGCCUAUUGAGGCAGUGCUCGAUAAGGAGAUCAUAAGCUCGGAUGAGAAAUUCGAGUCGCCAGAGAAGAAAUCCAGGCCUGCAACGCCCAUACAGGUGCGCAGAUUACCGCGCACGCCAGGCAGCAGCAGCAGCAACACUAAAACGCCUAAAUCAGUGCCUCAUGCCACGCCAAUUGCAGUGCGACGUACGCCAAGGGUGCUCAUUGAAGCGCCCGUCGUGAAUACGCCUGUGGUCGUCGAGGAGGCCAUGGAUGCCUGGCCGCUUGCCAUGGAGGAUGUAGUUCCAUUUCCAAAAGAAAAGUCGCCCGGUAAAAAGGCGGAAGCGAAUACGCAACUGGCCAUCAGCGAGGUGACCAUUGAGCGAACCGAGGAUAUGCGAUUGGUCUACGAGGAUACACAAGAGGAGACACCAACACCCGUUAAGAAGGGUACACCUGCCAAGAAAGGUACGCCUGUUAAGGCAGCAGCAAUUCCUGCCAAGGAAGAAGCAACGGCCGCUGCAAGAACAGCCACGUUGGUUGCCUCGCCAAAGCCCAGCACGCCCAAAGGCAAGACGCCGAGACGCGUUUCCUUGCGCACCAUUUCGACGCCCAAGUCAAAAAAGAAACUUUUGGAUUAGAAAUAUUUAGCAUAUAACAAAUCUAGACUUAGCCUCAACAGAUUUAUAUAGCAUAAGAUUAUUACAAUUGGUUUUUAGCUACCUUUUUAGUUCUUAGACCCACUCUUAAUAUUAUAAUAAAAUGCACAUAAACACGCAAACGAAUGUGAGAGAGCUGA